GUUAAUAAAUAUUAAUUUUCAAUAUUGUAUAAUAAUGUAUAUUAGAAUAUAAUCUUUUCAAUCUCGACCGUAGUCGUGCGAUUCACCAUGUUAUUAGUCGCAAAAAGCAACAAGAAGCUGAAAUCUAUCUUUUUGAAAUCCUGCGCAAUGAUCUUUUGCGCAGCGCAGACGCUCGAUGCUCGAUGUUUGAUGCUAUCAUUUAAAGGCACCUUAAGGCUAUUGCACGUGAAAAAAUUUUAAUCGUAAUCAUUUUCAGGCGAUUUAUGCGCUCAAUGCGUGAAACAGAACGCAUCCUAAGAUAAAUUGAUUUUCGCAUCUCGAUAAACGUGACCACCGAAUUCGAAUGAUGUUAGCCGACGACUAAAAAAUUUUUUAACGUGCCUUCAGACUUCUCUCUGGUUACAUAGUCAAAGGUUUAUAUGAUGACGCAUGGAGACGUAGGGAGAGGAACCCAGGUAUUUGCGCGUGUCAAUUAGCGAUGAUGCAGCAGUUGCAUUAGUUAUUUCGCUUAAGAUGUGAGAAUAUAUUCAAAGUUCUUGAGAUAAAAUUUGACUUGAAACUAACGCUUGAUCGUGUGUCGUAUAACAGUCAUGUUGUUAUGUUAUUGUAAUAAAUUGGGCUGAAACAGGAAAGAAGCGCGGAUAAGAUCGCUCCAUUUAAAUAAGCGAUUAACGAGAAACGUGCAUAAAUCGCGCUACGCUUAAUAUGCGUUAAUAAUAGUUACGCAUUUAAAAGUCAUAUUAGAUUGCAAUCUACGUGUUGCAUUUUCUCGCGGAGAAAUCUUUUUUUCUCAUGUUUCAAAGUUGAAACCAUCAUCGAUAUGAUAUCUUCGUGGUGUUAUUUUAUUCUACCGAUGGUCUUGCUCAUCGGCUUGCUCCGUAAAUGUCGCGAACGUACCUGGGGAAGAUGUAAGAGUACAAGCAAUCUGCAAGGCCAGGUAUUUCUCGUGACUGGUGCGAAUUCUGGCAUUGGUAAAGAGACGGUGAAAGAAUUGGCCAAACGGAGAGCCACAAUCAUCAUGGCUUGUAGGGAUAUACAGAAUGCACAGAAUGUCAUAGUUGAAAUACGGAAUAAAAUAUCUACCGGUGAAUUGAUUCCAAUGGAACUGGAUCUUGCAUCUUUCUCAUCAAUCAGAGAAUUUGCCGACAAAGUGCUAAAAGAUUUUCCCCAUAUUCAUGUAUUGAUUAAUAAUGCUGGUGUGUAUGCGCCACUCAAAGAUCAUGCAUUAACAAAAGAUGGUUUUGAAAUUCAUUUUGGAGUAAAUCAUUUGGGCCAUUUUCUGCUUACCAAUUUACUUUUGGAUCGUCUGAAGCAAAGCGCUCCUAGCAGAAUAGUGAUAGUAACGUCUAAGCUUCUGGAAUCUGGAGUAAUAGAUUUUUCAAAUUUAAAUGGUGAGAAAGGAUUGCCAGUGAAAAGUAGGAUGAAUCCUGGCUAUUGUAAUUCAAAACUUGCUAAUGCAUAUUUUGCUGCCGAACUUGCAAAGCGAACAAAAAAUACUGGUGUUAAUGUCUAUAUGGUAUGUCCUGGAUUUACUUACACUGGUCUAUUUAGGAAUGUGAAGAGAAGCUGGUUUCACUAUAUUAUUUUUUCGCCUGUUGCUCUUAUGUUUCUACGCACUGCAAAUCAGGGUGCGCAAACAGUAUUACAUUGCGCAACAGAAUCGUCAUUAAGCAAAGAAAGUGGACAUCUAUAUCGCGAUUGUAAACUUUAUGUUUCUAAAAAGGAUCUAGACUCUGAAGUAGCACUGUGUUUAUGGGAUAUAAGUGCUAAAUUGACUGGUAUAAAGGAUGAUCAUAUUUAUUUUUUAUAUAUAAAGCGAACGAAAAAGAGAUAGAAAAAAAUGCAAUGUUGCACUCUCAUCUCAAUUCUUACAUAUUUCAAUAAAGUGCUAAUGAAUUAUAUA
Messenger RNA from Cataglyphis hispanica, 1903 nucleotides. Its product is annotated as retinol dehydrogenase 11-like. Bases 821 to 1834 code for a protein of 337 amino acids. The transcript is spliced from 6 exons. NCBI's taxonomy places the organism in Eukaryota, Metazoa, Arthropoda, Insecta, Hymenoptera, Formicidae. The record is from RefSeq and is a predicted model, not a curated record.